AUGCUGGCAGAAUCCGAACCGGCCGUCAGCAACGGAGAUGCCCCCAAGCUCCGGGCUGCCUGCGAAAAUUGCAGGCAGUCGAAGGUCAAAUGUAACCUGUCGGGGAAGGACACCUGCAUUCGGUGUCUCCGCCACGGGCUGCCCUGUCGAUAUCGCGUCGCCAACCGCUCGGGGAAGCCCAAGGGGAGCAAGAACCGGGCGACCCUGCGGAAGCUGGGGCAGUUGCAGGACGAGAAGAAGCCCAGCAUCUCUGCCAACGGAUGGGCGGAGCCCGUCAGUGUCAGUCGCAGCCAACCGCCUCGUGUUGGCUAUGACGUCGAAAUCGGGGUCGAUGAAACGAGUCCACAGGACACGAGCCAGGCCAGUCCAUCAGACAGCCCCGACAGCCACGGAAUGAACCUGGCCGACCCGGGCAUGCUGCACGACCAUGGGGUGGAGUAUCCGUCCUCCCUGGGCGACCCCCUCUCUUCGGUGGCCCCGAUCUUCAGCCCGACGUCGAUGUCGCCAACCUUCCUCCAGAAGGAGUUCAUCACCAAGGGGCUGACCAGCUGCCCGCUGGCAGUGCACAUACCCAACGCGCUACAGGGGUGCGAAUGCGCAGGGGCACUCAUGUUCCACACGAACCGGCUCCGCCACAUGGUGAUCGAUAGCAUCCACCUCCGGGUGGACCAGAUCCUGCAGGGCAUCCAGACGGCGCUGACAGUGUGCCGGGGGUUCCUGCAGUGCCUGCACUGCCCCAAGGACAACACAAACCUGCUGUACUCGGUGUCGAUGAUGGAUUUCACGCUGCAGCUGUUCGAGUUCUGGGUGCCGUACGGGCUGUCACUGUCGUCGCCGUCCGGCGGCGAUCACAACAGCAUGAUGGUCGUCGGGUACGGCGAGUACGAGAUGAGCGCGGACGAGACGCGGCGCAUGCGGCGCUUCCUGCUCCGCGGGCGCCUGCUGCAGUGCAAAGAGGCGCUGGGGCUGCUGAAGGAGGCGGUCGAGAUGAGCCGGCGGAUGAGCCCCGAGCUGCGCGAUAUCAGCGCCAGCGAGGGCGUGGAGAGCGAGUGGCUGCAGCAUAUCCUGGGGGGGUAUGAGGCGACGUCCCUCUAUCUUCAUACGCACAACCCAUCCAAAUCAUCCAAAAUGGACCGCCUCACCCAACUAACCUCCCACCUCACCUUUCCCCACGGUCUCCUGGCCAACCAAGUCGCCAUCAUCACCGGCGCAGGCCAAGGCAUCGGCGCCGAGACCGCCCGGUUGUUCGCCAAUGAAGGCGCCAAGGUGGUUGUUGCCGAUAUUGAUGCGGAAAAAGCAACCGCCACAGCAGCCAGCAUCAACGCCGUCUUCUCGACGGACCGCGCGCUCGCCGUGCCGGGCGAUAUCCUGGAUGAUGGGUACAUCGAGGACCUGGUGGCUCGGGCGGCGGCGUUCGGGGGAGGCAAGAUUCAUAUUUUGGUGAAUAAUGCCGGGUUUACCUGGGAUGGGGUUAUACAUAAGAUGACAGACAAACAAUGGGAAGCAAUGCUCGCUAUCCACAACACCGCCCCAUUCAAACUGGUCCGUGCCUUGGCGAAGUAUUUCCGCGUGAAGGACGGGGAGGCCCGCGUGGUGAUUAAUAUCAGUAGUACCAGUGGGGUGCAUGGGAAUGCCGGCCAAGCCAACUACGCCGUCGCCAAAGCAGGCAUAAUCGGGCUAACCAAAACCAUCACCAAAGAAUGGGGCCCAUCGUUCGGGGUGCGCGCCAACACCAUCGCCUUCGGGUUCGUGACCACCCGACUCACGGCCGCCAAGGAGGACGGGGCCUACAUCACCACGCCCGACGGCACCCGGGUCGCCCUGGGCAUCCCCGGCAAGCAGCUGGCCGCGCGCCAGGGCGACGCAGACACCGAGACCAAGACCAAGUAUCCUGAUAUUCCGCUGGGACGGCCGGCAAGUGCGCUCGAGGCGGCGAGGGCGGUGUUGGGGGUGGCCAGUCCGUUGUUUUCGUAUGUGAGUGGGGAGACGAUUCGGGUGACGGGGGGGAGGAAUACUUAG
This is a messenger RNA of Aspergillus heteromorphus CBS 117.55, 2019 nucleotides long. Its product is annotated as 3-oxoacyl-reductase. Lineage: Eukaryota; Fungi; Ascomycota; Eurotiomycetes; Eurotiales; Aspergillaceae. Gene Ontology annotation, molecular function: zinc ion binding; DNA-binding transcription factor activity, RNA polymerase II-specific; oxidoreductase activity, acting on the CH-OH group of donors, NAD or NADP as acceptor. The record is from RefSeq and is a predicted model, not a curated record. Bases 1 to 2019 code for a protein of 672 amino acids. Gene Ontology annotation, biological process: regulation of DNA-templated transcription. The transcript is spliced from 6 exons.